AUGGGUACCAAACAAACGAAGCUGAAGGCAGAAACGGUAGAAGAGUUGACUCGAUUAACUUCGUUUAAUGAACAAGAGAUUCAACAGUGGUAUCGCGGAUUUUUAAAGGAUUGUCCAAGUGGUCAGCUCACAGUGGAAGAUUUUCAGCGAUUCUACUGUGCAUUAUAUAGUGUUUCAUCAUUUAAUUCUGUGGGGGACACAUACGGUGAUCCCCGACCAUUUGCUCGUCUCGUCUUUCGUGCCUUCGACCAAAAUGGCGAUGGAAUCGUUGAAUUCCGUGACAUUAUCACUACUCUCAACGUAACUCGAAUGGGGAAUGAUGUGGAACAACGACUCCAAUGGGCCUUUCAAGUUUACGACCUAGAUGGUGAUGGAUAUAUUAGUCGGUCGGAGAUGCUUCAAGUUGUUAAGGCAAUUUACAAAAUGAUUGGACCGUCCGUAGUAGCCCGCGAAAUGCCCGUGGAAGAGUCUACUCCUGAGCUGCGAACUAAGCGUCUCUUCGCAGCAAUGGAUCGAGACGGUGAUGAGCGGAUUUCCUACGCCGAUUUCGUUGAAGGUAUACGCGCAGAUGCUGAAAUCCUAUUUCUUUUACGCAACCCUAUUCCUUGUUCCAACAACCGUCAAUCGCUUUCCGAAACCCCUGCUCCACGUACUCUUACCCCUCCUCAGUCAAUACAAUCAGAGCCCAGUCAGAAUGGUCAUUGUUAA
Messenger RNA from Rodentolepis nana, 708 nucleotides. Lineage: Eukaryota; Metazoa; Platyhelminthes; Cestoda; Cyclophyllidea; Hymenolepididae. The record is from the annotation of a GenBank genome assembly.